Messenger RNA from Somion occarium, 5011 nucleotides. Lineage: Eukaryota; Fungi; Basidiomycota; Agaricomycetes; Polyporales; Cerrenaceae. The record is from the annotation of a GenBank genome assembly.
UUCAGUGACUCCAAUUUCGCCGGCCUCGGUGCCGGUACUAGCUGAAUGCGUAUAAACAAGGGUCAAGGUUGCUUCUCUAAGAUGUAACUUCCAGCCUCUUUGCAUAUAGCCAAUAACUACUGUAUCUUGGACUUGUACAACGCGACAUUCGUUAAUUGGUAAUCACCGAACAGUUGGGGCCAUGAACACACUUCUUGAUCAAACCAAAGUGGAGUCCAUCGCACCUGAUCUUGAGGCACAGAAACUCUACAUUUUUCAUCCAGAUACGCUCGCGAUUCCAAGUAUUGCUACCGGUCUCUCAAUUCUCGUCUUACUUUGCCAAGCACUGGUUUCCGCGUUUAGGAGAUCCAAAGCGCGGCUUCGAAGAGCUGAAAAUAUUCCUCAUGAAGAUCCUGUCGAAAUCACUAACCACAAAACUUCGGUUCGAACUCUAGUUGACGCAAAUGGAGAAACGACCAUCCUCACAUUUAGAGUCGCGAGGCAUGUGGCAUGUCUUUGUCUCCUUAGUCUCACUUUAUCUACUGCUGUUUCGACGCGUCAUUCUGUAUCGCGUUGCCACUCCGGUUUUCAGGUCGGAUUGUGUAUCACCUAUGGUUAUAUGUCGCUCCUAUCCAUAGCCUCGCUUCUCCCGACGUCGUGGAGGAGGGCCUCGAAUAUUCACCUUUCAGUUCUUCUUUUGUUUGCUUGGAGCACUUUCAUGUACCGCGAUGUCUGGCCUCUCGCAACGUACACGUUGACACCUAGGGACAUUCACGAAGGUUGGCUCAUAUGGCUCAAAAUCGGUAUACUCUCUCUUGCAGCAGUCGUGAUCCCUUUGGUCGUUCCCCGGCGAUAUAUACCUGUCGAUCCUCAGAACCCAAUGCCUGUUACAAAUCCAGAGCAAACAACCCCUCUCAUUUCAUUCCUAUUGUACUUCUUCGUGGACAACAUCAUCUUCAAAGCUUUGCAAAUGCCUCAUUUAAGCAUUGAUGAUCUUCCACCUUUGCCUGACAGGGAUCAAACAACGAAUCUGAUGAAGGCUAGCUCCCAGUACCUUGAUCCACUUAAGUCGAAGGAAAAGCGGCACGUCUUCUGGAGUCUGUUGAGAGUCUUUGGCAAGGUGCACGUCUUUAUGACGAUUUUGCUUGUCGCGCGCGUAUUUACAUCGUUUGCGGCCCCCUACGGCAUGAAAAGACUCUUAAAUUAUCUUGAGGAUCGCGAUCGAGAGACUUUUGUUCGCCCUUGGGUAUGGAUCGUCUGGCUGCUCGUGGGGCCGCUUUUGGCCGGUGUCGCAAUGCAGUGGUAUUACUUCCUUUCUGCUAGAACUCGAGUGCGGUAUCAAGCGCUCCUGACCCAGUUGAUCUUCAAUCAUACCUUACGCAUGCGAGUCAAGGCAGACAUUGCGUUUGAGAAGACAUCGACAGGAUCGGGCGCAGCUGAAUCAGAUGAAGUCGAGUCAGUCACCAAGAGUAGCAAUUCUCUGGGUAAAUUGUUGAAUCUGGUGACGGGCGACAUGGAAAACCUUGAGCGUGGUCAACAUUUCCUAUUCGUUGUUCUCUACUGUCCGCUUCAGAUUGCGUUGAGUAUAUAUUUCCUUUUCACGACUCUGGGAGUCAGUGUCAUCCCGGGUGCCAUACUGAUGGCUCUACUGAUCCCAGUACCCGGAUAUCUCAUGAAGCGUAUGCAUACAGUCCAAGUUGAUAAGAUGCGGAAGACUGACGCUCGUAUCCAAAGCUCGACGGAUGCAAUCAGCGUCAUACGCAUGAUCAAGCUUUUUGGCUGGGAGCAGAAAAUGACCGAGCAGAUCGACCGGAAACGUGAAGUAGAACUCAAAGCUGUGAAAGAGUUCAAAGUCUUGCGGGUCAUCAAUGGGACGAUGAGCUACUUCCUCCGAUAUGCCUCUAUGGUCCUAACAUUCGUGAUCCACACCGUCAUUCUGAAGAGAGAAUUCACUGCCUCCCGAGUGUUCUCAUCACUUUUAGUGUUUGAGCUAUUAGGUGAACACCUUGAUAUGUUCUUCCGAGCAGUUCCGGCCAUGAUCACAGCGAAGGUAUCAUUAGACCGAAUAUACGAGUUCCUCCAGAAGACUGAGCUUCUGGAUGUAUUUGCUUCGGAUCAUCCGCAACAUGGUGUCGAUUCAGCAAGUGAUAUCGUAAUUCGUGCCUCGCGCUUCACAUGGACAUCCGAUACUGAGCGCAGUAACACAUUCUCGUUGAAUGUGCAAGAUGAAAUCUUGUUCCGGCGAGGAGAUUUCCAUCUCAUCACUGGUCCAACGGGCUGUGGGAAGACUUCAUUGUUGAUGGCUCUCCUCGGCGAAAUGCAUUACAUACCCCUUCGCGAAGACUCGACAGUGCAGUUGCCUCGUACAGGUGACGUUGCAUAUCAUGCACAAGAACCUUGGAUCUUCAAUGACACGAUACGGAAUAAUAUUCUCUUCAAUGAGCCAUAUGAUCAAGAUCGAUAUAUGAAAGUUGUCGAGCAGUGCGCAUUACAGGAGGAUUUCGAACAGUUUGACGCUGGGGAUGCAAGUGAAGUCGGUGAGAAGGGAAUUAGUCUAAGCGGAGGUCAGAAGGCUCGCCUGUCUUUGGCUCGUGCCAUUUAUUCACAUGCAGGGAUCCUCCUUCUUGAUGAUGUUUUGGCAGCCCUUGACGUUCGGACGACUCGUUGGAUUAUAGAGAAGUGCUUCAGAGGAGAGUUGUUGAAGGAUCGCACGGUCAUCCUGGCGACACAUAGAAUAGCAAUGGUUAGACACGCCGCAAAUUCAAUACUCACAAUGGGUCUCGACGGCAGGUCCAUAAAGCAAAGUGACUUGCAGGCUGAUGCAUCCAACUUCUCCACGGAAUUUGAAGCACAAGAAACUCAGGAUAAUCAGAUCGACAUUCCUGAUAGAAAGGGUGUUAGCGGGCAACUAAUACCGACAGAAGAGGUUGCUUUCGGCCAUGUCGGCGUAUCAGCGUUCCUGCUUUUCUUCGCAAACAUCGGCCAAACUGUGGCUUCUGUCUUCUUUUUUACGCUUUCCAUGUUAUGUUUGGAGUCAUUUGGUCAAUUUUCUGGCGUUAUGGAGACCUGGUCUUUGGGAAACUGGUCGAAGCAAUACGACCUACAACCUCCAUCUGAGAUUCCGAUCAUACACUAUUUGUCUAUCUAUCUUCUCUUUUCGCUGGGCUCUAUUACAAUGACCACCACGGCAUUCAUCGUGUUCAUUCUGGGCAGUGUUAGGUCGUCACGAAGGAUACACGAGAUCCUACUGAAGUCGGUUUUGGGUACCACAUGGCGGUGGUUGGAUGAGACACCUGCUGCCCGGAUCAUUGUACGUUUCACACAGGAUAUUGAGACUGUUGACGGUCCUUUGGCAUCCUAUUUCUUUCAACUAUUUGAUUGCUCGAUGCAGAUGAUAUUCAGGUUCACGGCGAUCUUGAUGGUGACCCCGUCUUUUGCUCUAUUAGGAGUAAUCAUAGCUGCACUGGGACUUGCUGCAGGUCAAGCGUUCAUGAAGGCUCAACUACCAAUAAAGCGUGAAACAAGUCUGGCCCGUGCGGCUGUUGUUGGGCAUCUAGCAACGUCACUUUCUGGUUUAGUAACAAUCCGCGCUUAUGGGGUGCAGGAACGAUAUGGCCUGGAACUCCAUGGUGUAAUUGAUCAAUACUCCAGAGCUGCGAGAACAACAUCUAACCUGAAUCAAUGGAUCUCCACCCGCAUUGAUAUGCUUGGGGCAUUGUUUGUGGCUAGUCUGUCCGUCUACCUCGUCUACAGAGAUAGCGCGGAUGCAUCCAUAUCAGGUUUCUCUCUUACACUGGCAGUGAGCACCUGUGGACUGCUAUUUUGGUGGGUUCGCGUGGUCAACGAGGUCGAACUUAACAGUAAUAGUCUGGAACGUAUACAACAGUUCACAAGGAUAGACCAGGAACCGGUACAUGCAAAUUUCAUUCCUCCAGCAUAUUGGCCCUCAAGUGGCGCACUGGUUGUCGAGAACCUUUCUGCACGAUACUCUACGGAUGGUCCAUUAGUCCUCCAGGGCAUCUCCUUCCGAAUUGAACCAGGGGAGCGUAUAGGUCUCGUCGGUCGUACGGGUAGUGGCAAGAGCUCCCUAGUUUUGUCUCUACUUCGCUGCAUUCCAACGGAAGGAGAGGUCUUAUUCGAUGGCAUCGCCACUGAUUCCAUCCCACCCAAUGCUCUAAGAUCCAAAGUCACCGUGAUUCCACAAGUGCCCGAGUUAUUGCAUGGCACAUUAAGACAGAACUUAGACCCCUUCUUCCAAUACAGCGAUGCUGAGCUCAACGAUGUACUUCGUGCAAGCGGCCUCUUCUCACUUCAAAGUGAGGCUGUCGAAGCACCGAGAAUUACACUGGAUACCCUGAUGUCUGGUGGUGGAAGCAACAUAUCGGUUGGUCAACGUCAAAUCAUUGCUCUUGCCAGAGCUAUGUUGCGGAGAAGCAAGCUUGUCAUACUUGAUGAAGCGACCUCUGCCAUUGACAACAAGACGGACUCCACCAUCCAGGCCUCUUUGAGAGAGAACCUUGGCACAGAUGUAUCCAUCAUAACGGUUGCACACCGUUUGCACACCGUCAUGGAUGUUGACAGAAUCAUCGUGCUCAGUGCCGGCCGCUUGGUAAGCUUCACGAAUGGGUUGCAGCGGAAAGCGUUGACGGCAAUGUUGAUCCUCUACGAUAGAUCGAGUGCGGAAGGCCCGAGGAUCUCCUCACAGAUGCGAACAGCGCUUUCUAUGCGAUGGUUAACGAAGACGGUGACCGAGACUGGCUCAUCGAGUUGGUCAAGACUAGGACAAAACCAUCUCAGCCCGGUGGAUCAGAGUAGUAAGACGUGCGGGAAUUGCAUUCCUUCUCUUUCUGAACAAUGGUGCGACUGGCAUCGUGUAUGGCGAUGGAUGUAUUGCCGGAAAAUGAAAAGAUAGAUAAAGAACCUGCGUGGAGGAAUCUACAUGUAAAAUAAAAUUGUCAGGAACUAGAGGGAAGGAUGGGUGACCAGAAUGGUGUCCAUGCAGGCUGAACGAACAACAACAACGAUUGAUGAU